AUGGAACGUUUGCAUCUUAAAUAUUUGCAUAUCACGUUCAAAUUUAAUUUUACAGAACGAACUUAUGUAUAUGAUCUGACACAAUAUACUAAACGACAACAUCUUUUUGAUACGAUUUGUAAAGAUGCUGAAUGUUUUGUUCAUCGAGUAUGUGGACGAACAUCAGCAAAAACUAUGGACCAAUAUAGUUUAUUACUUUAUCGUCUAGACGAACGUACUCCUUAUUUACAUUUGAUAACUGAUUAUUAUGGAUUAGAAAAUGAAUGUAUUAUUCAAAUUGUUCCUAUUGAAUGUUCAAAAAGUGAACGAACUAUCGAACCGAUAUCUUCUCAUAUAACUCCUCAACCAUGUGGUAAAUGUCAAAAAUUUAUUGCAGGUGAAAUGCUUGAUAAUGCACAUUGGUGUAAAAAAUGUCGAAUUGUCUAUCAUCAAAGUUGUGCACCUACUUUUUCUCAUCAAUGUAAUCAAAAUGAUUUACAACGACCUCCUCCUGUUCCACUUCGGAAUAGAAGAAUAACUCGACAUAGUAUUAAAAAUCCUUCUGGUACAACUGGUCAAGACGAACAAAUUGAUAAUGCUAAUUUACUUUAUUUUAUUAAUUAUGAAAAUAUUUAUCGACGAGGUCAUUUUAUAGUUACACGCUCAGAAUUAAUUCUUCAUACAUAUGCUGCUGUUAUUAGAUUUGAUGAAAUUAAAUUAGUUCGAUUUGUUUAUGAUAAACCAGAGUCACAUACAUUCGAAAUAAUUUGUUAUAAUGGUACAAUUAUUUGUAUAGGACAUGGUCAUCAAUCAUCACCUAUGACAGAUGAAAUUCGUUUAAUAACUGAUCAAUUUUGUUCACAUGUUCAUUUACAAUGGGAAUCGCUUAAAACAUCUUCUAGGAAAUCAUUCGGAUCAACUAAAUCUGAUAAAAUGAUAUCAGAAUAUAAACGAAAACUAGUUCCAAUUGGCUAUCAAUAUGGACCUGAAGAUGAAUCAAAUGAUCAUAUGCAAGAAUUAUAUGAAUUUACAUAUGAAAUUAUUGGUCAAGGUAGUUUCGGUACUGUGGAAGCUGCCAUUCGUCGAUCGACACAUCAACCAGUUGCUGUUAAGCGAAUCGAUUAUACAAAAUGGCAAGAACAAGGAAGGACUUCAAAUGAAAUUGAUAUAUUAUAUCAACUUAAACAUCCAAGUAUUCUUACAUUUCAAUCAUGUUUCUCUCGUCAUGAUGGUGUAUAUAUAUUUACUGAACGAAUGGAAUUUGAUCUAUUUGAUUAUAUAACAAAACCACCAAAUUUAGGUCGAUUAAGAGAAUCAACUUCAAAAUAUAUUAUUUAUCAAAUUCUUGUUGCUGUUAGUUAUUUACAUCAAAAAAAUAUUUGUCAUUGUGAUAUAAAACCAGAAAAUCUUCUACUUAAUGUAAUACAAACAUCAACAGCAUGCAAACGUGAACAUGUCAAAUUAGCUGAUUUUGGAAUGUCAAAAUAUAUUCGUGAUACUUCACUACGUCGUAGUCAAGUUGGAACAAGACCAUAUAUGGCUCCUGAAUUGUACCAUUCAUAUGAACGAGGAUAUAAUAAAUCAGCUGAUCUAUGGGCAGUUGGCAUUGUUCUUUAUGCUUGCUUGUCAGGAUGUAUUCCAUUUGAUCCAAAUGAAAUUGACAAAGCUGAACAUUUAGUUAAUAAUUUUGUAUCUAUGUAUCCAUAUAAAGAAUGGAAACAUAUUUCAGACAAUGCCAUUUCAUUUCUUUCAAAAAAUUUACUUGUUGCUGAUCCAACACAGCGAACAAAAGCGGAGAAGAAUCUUAUUAAUAAAUGGUUUACUGAUGAUCGACAAUUACGAAAUAAUUUAAGAGAAUUAGAAAUAAUGAUAAAAAUGGAUAAUGAACCAUAUUGGUUAACUAAAUAUUUACCAUAA
Molecule: messenger RNA, 1896 nt
Organism: Adineta steineri
Lineage: Eukaryota; Metazoa; Rotifera; Eurotatoria; Adinetida; Adinetidae
Source: the annotation of a GenBank genome assembly